AUGUCCCGCGGUUUAGUAACAAUUGAAGCGUUGCAGCGUCGCGGCAUCCGUCUGCGUGUGAAAACCCGGAUAAUUGCGCCGCCAGCGCCCCGCAAAACAGCCCGCGCCCUGCAAAACAGCCCGCGCCCUAACAAGGCAAGUUUCCCCGUACCCCGUGCCCAUUCACCCUCCCAAGCCGCGCCUUGCCCCAUGCGGAAACGCCGCUGCGGGGAACCAACAUGGGCUCCUCGUCAUGCCUCGCGACAGCACCGGGCCCUUGCCAUCCAGGACGACGGCGACGACGACGACGAAGAAGAAGAAGAAUAUUGA
Exserohilum turcica Et28A is the source of this 309-nucleotide messenger RNA. RefSeq lists its product as uncharacterized. The transcript has a single exon. Bases 1 to 309 code for a protein of 102 amino acids. Lineage: Eukaryota; Fungi; Ascomycota; Dothideomycetes; Pleosporales; Pleosporaceae. The record is from RefSeq and is a predicted model, not a curated record.